AAAUCUGAUUUUUCCAUUCCCCACGCCUUUGUGUCGUUCAAAUUUAUGCUACCUCCUAUAAAUACCCAUAUUCUUCCUCCAUUCCUUCUGCGAAAUCAAAUCCAGCAAUUUUCAUUUCAAAAUUUUAGGAAUCACUCUCUCUUUCUUUCCGUCUCGGAUCAGAAAUGAUCGAUAUGGGUUGGAAGGCCAACAUGGGCUCUGAAAAGACGACCACUAAAUCCUCAAAGUUGAUUUCAACCACCACGAAGCUUAAUUUGUCUCUUCCAGUUUCGUUUCAUUCUUCAGAGCUCACCACAGCCUCGCCGUCGUCUUGUUCUUCAUACGAGCAGUAUCUCCGCCUCAACGAUCUCAGGAAGCUAUGGAGUUCUAGGGAGUUUCCUGAAUGGAGAAACGAGUCGGUUUUGAAGCCGGGAUUUCAGGCUUUGGAGAUUACUUUUCGGUUCAUUUCGACCGUUUUGUCCGAUCCACGGCCGUACGCGAACCGGCGGGAGUGGAAACGGAAGCUCGAGUCUCUCACUACGAGUCAGAUCCAACUCAUUGCGAUGAUUUGUGAAGACGAUGAAGAGGACGGCGAAGCACGCGGCAGAGUUCCGAUCGUUGAUCUGGGUUCAUCCAACGGCGUGAUUACUCGCGACGGAAGCUCGGCGGAGGUCUGGAAGAUUCGCGGAGAAGCUACUGUUGUGAACAGAACGAGUGAAGCGAGUCUUCUUCCUCGGCUUGCUUCAUGGCAGAGCUCUGAAGACAUCGCGCAGAUGAUUCAGUAUUCUAUCGAGUGCGAGAUGAGGAGGUGUCCGUACACGCUAGGGCUAGGGGAGCCGAAUUUGGCCGGCAAACCGAAUCUCGAUUACGACCUAAUUUGCAGGCCAAACGAGCUUCAUUCUCUGAGAAAUAGUCCGUACGAUCAAAUCGAAAAUUACGAAAAUCAAACGGUUUACACAACGCACCAGAUCCUGGAGUCGUGGAUUUACGCCGCGCAUGAGCUUCUCAAACGAAUCGCAGAUAGAAUCGAGCAAAAGAAUUUCGCGAGAGCCGCGAGCGAUUGCUACUUAAUGGAGCGGAUUUGGAAGCUUCUGCAAGAGAUCGAAGAUCUUCACCUUUUGAUGGAUCCGGACGAUUUUCUGAAGCUGAAAAAUCAAUUAGCGAUCAAAUCGUUGCAGGAAUCGGAGGCGUUUUGCUUUCGAUCGAUGACGCUGGUGGAGGUUACGAAGAAGUGCAAGGAUUUGAAGCACAAGGUGCCAUUGAUCUUGGAUGUAGACGUGGAUCCAAUGGGCGGACCAAGGAUUCAAGAGGCGGCGAUGAAAUUGUACAGUGAGAAGCGAGAAAUCGAGAAGAUUCAUUUACUUCAAUCUCUGCAAGCGAUCGAGUCGGCAAUAAAGAAGUUCUUCUUCGCCUACAAGCAAGUUUUGGUUAUGGUGAUUGGAAGCUUAGAGGCGAAGGGGAACCGAGUCGUGGUGAGUUCGAACUCGGACGAUAAACUGAGUCAGAUAUUUCUGGAAUCCACCUAUUUUCCGAGUCUGGACGCUGCCAAGACGUUCCUCGGGGAUAUACACUGUGUGUUCAGGUCGGAUCGAAUGACCCGAGUGAAGCCGUAGGACCCGGGUUGACUGGAUCAGAAAAAGGUUGACUUUUGUUCUGAAAUUUAUUCAUGCAAAUAUAGGUCUGGACCCCACACGAAAAAUACAGCAAUUUUAAUUAAUUAAUUUUUUUAAAGGAAGUAAUGUAAAAUCUUGUAUGAAUAUUCACUCAUGCUCAUUAAAUUAAAUUCUCAGCCCAUUAAACUAAA
Molecule: messenger RNA, 1783 nt
Organism: Cucurbita maxima (winter squash)
Lineage: Eukaryota; Viridiplantae; Streptophyta; Magnoliopsida; Cucurbitales; Cucurbitaceae
Product: nematode resistance protein-like HSPRO2
Exons: 1
Coding region: 165-1592 (475 amino acids)
Biological process (GO): defense response
Molecular function (GO): heme binding; metal ion binding
Source: RefSeq, a predicted model, not a curated record